CUCCCACUUACACAACAGCGUUAGCACGCUCGGCUAAGCGAUGCACGACGACGUGGGUACGGUGCGCGCGGCGAGGAGGCAGCGAGGAGGCAGAUAGGCGGGACGUUUGCGCAGACUCGGCCGUCUUCGUGCUCUCGCCGGGGUUUCCGCAAAGGGAAAUAAAGAAAGGAAGGUGGCCAAGCGCGCGCGAGCCCCGCGCAAAAAUCAUUAAAACGCGUGCUCGUUUCGCGGCUGCGGCUUUCGUCGUGUUGGCGCUCUGGCCCGCGAUUUAUUAGCGGACGGUGGACAACCGCGCCGCGCCCGCCGCCGAAUCGGUUGACCGCGCUCUCCCUCCGGCGGCCGCCUUGGCCGCGUACCGCUGGCGACGCGCGCGUGUCGUCGCGUCCGCCGACGAACGCCGAAAACCGCUGUGGGAGGAUCGGGAAGAAACGCGCACACGUCACCGGCGUCGUCACCUUACAUGUACAGCCACGGGACGCUCUGGGACGGCCUGGGCACUAGUGGGACGCGCGUCGGCAUGGAGUGGACUCGCGACAAGACCCUGGAGCUGCUGCGCGAGUACCAGCAACGGCGCGUCCUCUGGGACUGGAACGCUCGCGGCUAUCGGGACCGCGCGAAGCGCAAGCGGGCGAUCCAGGAGCUCGCCGAGAUCCUCUGCUGCAACACUCUCGAGGUCGAGAAGAAGAUCACGAAUCUCAAGUGCCAGUAUUCCCGAGAGGUGCACAAGAUACAGAACAGUCGCGACGCCGCCACCGGCCCCGAUGACGUAUACGUCUCUAAGUGGUUCGCCUUCAAGGCCAUGCAGUUCCUACAAUUCGGCACACGCAGAUAUAGCAAACGGAAGAAGAAAGUCGAGGAGGUGUCGAAGCUGCAAGAGGAGUACAUUGUCAGCGACAUCGACCCCGAGAGCAUCACGUUCAUCGACUGCAACGAAGAGGAGACGAACGGCUCCGGCACCGGCUCCUUCAACGCCUCGCUCAGCGAAGACGCCGAGGAGUCAUCGUCGUCCAGCCUGAAGGCGAUGGAGUUGUACAACGGCUCCCUGCCGAGUCAAGACAGUCCGCCGGCCGACCUCGACGAAUCCGGCCAGACGAAGCUCGAGGCCGGCGCCGACGAGAAAGAGCGGAAAAAGACGAAGGAGGAGUUCGCCAAAUUCGGCGAAAGACUCGACGGCGUCCUGGCGGCGAAUCAGGCGAUCGGCAAGUAUGCGCUCGAUGUACAGGGUCUCCGAGAUUGUCGAGAUAAGCGUUACGAGAUGUACAUCUUCUACGAAGACGCGGCGGUGAAUUCGUACGCGUUAAGGAUCGCGAGGAGUUUCGACGAACAGGCACUUACGAUUGCCGAGAGUGGUCAUCAUUGUCACAGAAUAUCGAAAGACGUCAUUUGUUCUUUGGACCUGAAGAGUGCUAAGCUGUCGCAGCUGAAGGAGAAAGCGGACGAGACGAUCUACGUGCCCUUCGACAUGAACACCUUCUCGUUUACAGACGAGAUGACGGAUUAUAGUUAUAACUUUUACACAUGGAGAUACUAUCCGGCUUACCUGAGUUUAGAGAGAGGCACGACGCAGGUGCCGCAGAUUAACGGCAUCUCUUUCAAGUAUCCUUCGUCUCCGAUACUGUCACAAUCUGAAGAAAGCAUAAAGAACUCAAUAUGCGGCAUCGACGAACGCUCCAGAGAAUGCGCCGACACACCGCUGUUCUGCGAAUGCUUGCAGUUAAUUCAGGUCCCAUCGCGAAAAACAGUCGAAGUUGUGCUGAUAAACGAAGGUUUCGGAAGCAACGCGUCGUACACAUUUCACUUACACGGUUACAGUGCCAGCGUUAUGGGCCAAGAAAAUUUCGAGCGGCCUAUCACCAAAAACUACAUCGAAUCCUUGGACAGUAACGGGAGGAUACACCGAAAUCUUGUAAACCCGGUACAAAAGGACACCUUUGUCGUGCCGAAUAAAGGCUACAUUAUCCUUCGUUUCUACAGUGACAAUUUAGGAUACUGGCUGUGGGAGGCAAGAAGCACCGCUAUAUAUCCUCAACUGUUUGGGCCUGGCAUGCAAUUUCUGAUGAGAGUCGGCCUCCAUCGGAAUCUGCCGCCCGUGCCGAUCGACUUCCCCAAUUGCGGGAGUAACAAAGGCUUGGAUUUGAUAUUUGAAAAUACCUAACGUCUACGUUUAAUGCCUACAACGCAAUAUAACAUAUUGAGCAUAAUCUAAUAUUGUUAUUCAUUAUAUUGUAUCAAUUGUCACUGUUAAAUUAA
Messenger RNA from Harpegnathos saltator (Jerdon's jumping ant), 2250 nucleotides. RefSeq lists its product as uncharacterized. Lineage: Eukaryota; Metazoa; Arthropoda; Insecta; Hymenoptera; Formicidae. The coding region runs from base 461 to 2155 and encodes 564 amino acids. Gene Ontology annotation, molecular function: oxidoreductase activity; copper ion binding. The transcript has 6 exons. The record is from RefSeq and is a predicted model, not a curated record.